This is a messenger RNA of Pundamilia nyererei, 2566 nucleotides long. Its product is annotated as E3 ubiquitin/ISG15 ligase TRIM25. Gene Ontology annotation, molecular function: protein binding; zinc ion binding. The transcript has 7 exons. NCBI's taxonomy places the organism in Eukaryota, Metazoa, Chordata, Actinopteri, Cichliformes, Cichlidae. The coding region runs from base 44 to 2314 and encodes 756 amino acids. The record is from RefSeq and is a predicted model, not a curated record.
UGCAUGUCGUCGCGGAAAUAGAAACUAAACAGGGCAAAACAAAAUGGGAGCAUCGUUGGAUACUCCAGCGAGGUGCCCUCUCUGCAACGAGCUGACUCGGGACCCGGUUACUCUGAAGUGUAACCACAGUUUCUGCCAGCGAUGCAUUGGAGACUUGUGGAGCAUUAACCCGAACGGGCCGUACCAUUGUCCGGAGUGGAGGUGUAAAACCGAGUACCAGACUUUGCCGUUUCAUAGCAGUUUGAUACGGUCACCAACUCCCCGAGGACAAGCACAGCCUCGCAGCACUGCAGGUUCAUCCACCAGUAACAAUGAAGAAAGUACAUCUGACUCGAGUUUAAGGAGGCCAUCGCUCACCAGCCGACUCCUCGGAAAGAGGAAGGCCAGCACACCUGUACCUGAACAGCCUGAAGCAAAGAGAACAACUGUCGAGAGCCCCCGUGCAUGGCCCAGUGACACAGAGAUUCCCACCACUUCCUUGUCAAAUAACACUGGGAAGUCAACUGCCGUGGAAACAUCUAAGAAAGUAGUAGAACCAGAAUCUUCCCAAUCUAAAGAGGGUGAUGGCUCAACCUCCGAGGAGAACUCUGACAGCAAUGGAGCAUCUGCAAGCGGUGGGCCACAAGCCAUCUCAGUCCAGCAUAAAUCAGAAAAGGCCAUCAUACUGGAUGACUCUGACAAUGAAGUCGACAUAUGUGAUGCACCUCCUCCUGCAACCCCCAAGAAAGACCCGCAAGUAACUGGGGUAUGUGUGACACCAAAGAAGCCUUUGUCAACUCCCACCUCUCACAGUUUUCCUGCACCCUCAACUCCUGGAAAAGAUAAGCCUCCUGUGCACCAUGCUGGCAAGUCAUCUCCGAUUCCAAGCAAAAUUAAUUUACCUGCUUCAGGAUCCUCAAGUCAUGUUGGCAUCUUCUCCAGGGCAGAAAACAAAAGCGCCAGCCCUGUGCCCUGUCAUUAUUGUCCUAAAACUCGGUGUCAGUCUGCAGUGAAGACUUGUCUGGUGUGCGGGGCCUCCAUGUGUUCAGAGCACCUGCGGCCCCACCUGGACACCCCAGUUUUCCAAAAUCACACCCUGGUUUCUCCAGUGGAAGACAUUUCCCUCUGGAGGUGUCAGGAUCACCACGAGAUAAACCGUAUCUACUGUCGGCAGUGUGCAGUGUGUGUGUGCACUGUGUGUACCGUCAUAGGUUCCCAUCGUGACCACGAAUGCGUCAGCAUCAGGGAGGCAGAGAGAGAGCUCAGGGGAAACCUGAAAGAAGAGAUCAAACAACUGCAAGAGGCUGAGCAGCAAGUGAAGGACCGAGUGACUGAGCUCGCUCAGAAGAAAGAGACUUUCAAAGAGGUUUUGAGUGAAGCACAAGCAGGAGUGAAGCAGCAGUACAGUACCAUCAAAGAGGCCUUGGAGCAGGAGGAGCAACUGGCUCUUCAGUGUGUGAAGAAGGAAGAGAACAGAGUUUUGGGGGGACUAGAGGAGAAACUCUGCCACCUCCAUAGCUCCCUUCAAUCCAUCCAACAAGGCCUUCACAUGCUGGAGAAUCUGGCUGACACCAGAGGCGACAACUCUUUUAAGGACCAGGCCUUCAUCAUGGAAUACAGCAAGAUUGCCCAGCUGAGUGGUGAGAUGGGGAGCUAUGUGGAGCAGUUUGAGGCCACGGAGGAAGUGAAUCGUCCCCGGCUGAGGUGUCUGCAGCAGUGGACAGAGAAGCGACUGGACACAGUUGUCAUCAAUACACAAAGCAAAGAUAGAGAUCUUAACAGGCUCCUCUAUGGCACCAUACCCCUCUUGGAUUCAGAUACGGCCCAUCCUAAGCUGCAGCUGUCUGAUAACAGCAGAACGGUGACCUACAGCGAUGCUCAGCAGGCUUACAUGGAGCACGAGGCUCGCUUCAGUUCCUUCCCACAGGUCCUUUCCUCAUUAGCACUGGAGGGGGGGCGUUGGUACUGGGAGGUGAGCGUGUCCGUGGAUGAUGGUCGAUGGAAGGUGGGGCUGUGUGAGGCUCAGAUGGAGAGGAAAGGCCAAAAGGACAACUCUCGUCUGGGGUUCAACAGUUACUCCUGGUGCCUGGCCUGUGACAAAAGGAAGGUAGAGGCCCUCCAUAAUAAAGUAUCAGUUCCUGUGGAUUCAGAUGGACUGCAAAGGGUAGGAGUGUUCCUUGACUUUGAAGAUGGUAUUUUAUCAUUCUUUAAUGUGACACCAGGGGGCAGUCUAGCUUUAAUGCAUUCCUACAAGCAGAGGUUUACUAAUCCUCUUUACCCAGCCUUUUCUGUGUCUAAAACACACUUGUCUAUCUGUGAUUUGUUCGAGUCUUAAACUGCACAGAAGCACCAUAUCAGUUCUGCUGAUUGAUUUACAAACUUCAUCAAUCUGUGGUGCCUUUUUUAAGUGUUAAUCUAUUUUAGUAAAAUGUGCUGUUGUGUAACUUUCUCAUGGAUGAUAGAUCUGUCCUACACUGCAUACAAUCCCUGACUUCUGCAAAGAUCUGUAAAUGUGAUUUUUACAUCAUUUGAAAGAACUGGAAUAAAUAGAGAUCCUAUUCAAUAUACCUUACAUGUAACAGUCAAU